AGCAACAGCUUGCAUCGGCGGUGUAAAAAAAGCAACCAUAGACAGUAAAAGAAACAAACGGAGAAACUGUCCGGAUUUACUACUGCAACACUGAUCGAAUAGCAGCAGGAUGAACAGCGCAGCUGUGUAUCCCCCUCCCACCGCCCCUCCCGCCAACAUGUUUGGCAACGUGCCCGGAUAUGAAGACACUUUGUCUGGAGGAGGAGGCUUCCUGCCCCCGCCUAUGCCCAUGGAGCCUGUAGCCCCGCCCCAACCCGGCCCGGCACCUGCCGACUGGAGCAUCCCUGCACUGUCGGAGGAUGUGGCUCGUGAGGCGUUCAUGAGCUUUGUGUCGUCUAAGUGCUGCUACAGUAAGAGUCCCGUCAACGAUGGAGUCAUCACCAGCAUGGAGCCAUGCAACACCUACAGGUAUCGACUGGAGACGUUCACUGAGUCCCGGUCAUCUGAGUGGGCCACCAAACCACAUGAAGGUGAGCCAGCUGACUUUUACACCCAGACCGCACCCCGGCCCUGGGAGCUCCAGGCCACCACGACUCCCAGCCUCUUCACCAAUCACAAGGAGGAGAUCCGCGUGCCCUACACCUCGUCCAUCAAGGACUGCCACAGCUGCCAUUCCACAGGGACGAUGCCGUGCACUGAGUGCCAUGGAGAUGGAUUUAAACCGUGCUGGGUGUGUAACGGCUCUGGGAUGAAGACUGAUGAGCGCUGCUCGCGCUGUAAUGCUACAGGCAAAGACAGGUGUACCACGUGUGAUGCCAGGGGUACAAAGACGUGUGAAACCUGCAAGGGAAAGAGACAACUGCUAACCUACAUCAAGGUCAAAGUGGAGUGGACUAACCACGUGGAGGACCACGUGGUGGCGCAGAACUGUCUGAACGUCGAUGAGCUUCGUUCAGUGAGCGGGAAGGAGCUGUUCAAGAACAACCAGUACCUGCUCUACCCGUUGCUCGGGUUCCCAAACCCGGCCAUCUCUGAGGCCUCUGAGCGUCUGGUCAGAGAUCACCAAAGCAAGUACGCCCAGAACUCCAGGAUCCUGCAGCAGAGGCAGACCGUCGAGCUGAUCCCCAUCACCAAGGUGAACUACAAGUGGAAGGGCAACUCUCACGUCUACUUCGUCUACGGCAAAGAGAACAAAGUCAAUGCCGACAAUUACCCAGCAACCUGCUGCUGUGUCAUCCUGUAGAGACACACACACACACACACACACACACACUGUCCCAAACUGUUACUUUUAACUAACCACUGCAAACACACUAAGUGUUUUCCACAAAAUUCGUCCAAUUAGACGGAGAGUGGUUCCCACUGGAUUCCAUACUGGGUUGCCACAUGUAGGGCUGGGAAUCUUUGAAAUAAUUUCAAAAGAUAAUAUCUUAUCUGAUACUUUUUUUUAACAUAAACAAAUUACACAAAAACAAAAUUUACACAUAAAUCUUUCCUGCCGGCCUCUAUACAGCGUGCAAUAUUAGACAACCUAUCACAAGCAUUAUUAGAUCUUGGUACAAACAUGCGGCAUGCUGAUUGGCUCACUGACGCUGAGGAGAUUUACUUCUUGGUUAUUCAAAUUUGGAAUUAAAAGACAAGGCAUUUUUUAAAACUAAAAUAUGCAUAGAAGUGUCAAAGUUUGAUACCUAGCCCUAGCCUCAAGUGGUCAGCUUCUACCCUCGUAGGUAAACCUGUGUGUUACGUGUACUUCUACAUUAACACGCAUUUGUUGCGACAAAGAAUACAUUUACAAUGUUGACUGAAAUGAAUAUAAAACUGAGAGUUCAGUAUGUAACUUUAUGCUAAAAAAA
Messenger RNA from Etheostoma spectabile (orangethroat darter), 1793 nucleotides. Its product is annotated as protein SSUH2 homolog. NCBI's taxonomy places the organism in Eukaryota, Metazoa, Chordata, Actinopteri, Perciformes, Percidae. The coding region runs from base 110 to 1183 and encodes 357 amino acids. The record is from RefSeq and is a predicted model, not a curated record. The transcript is spliced from 13 exons.